Messenger RNA from Microthlaspi erraticum, 861 nucleotides. NCBI's taxonomy places the organism in Eukaryota, Viridiplantae, Streptophyta, Magnoliopsida, Brassicales, Brassicaceae. The record is from the annotation of a GenBank genome assembly.
AUGGCUCCUCACAAAACAAACCCCGACGACCAUCCAGACGAUCUCCGUCAAACUUUGGAGGCGUUUACGAUGGGUCUUCAAGACGCCCUAACGGCUGCCAUCACAGAUGCGUUACACUCCGUCUUAGACAAUCAGCACCAAGGCAGAAGAACAACUAGAAACAGAGAUCACCAGUCAGAGUCUAGUGACGACGAGUUGGUUGAUAAUCUGUUUGCCGUACCCGUUCGUGACCAGCGCCGCCAGGCUCAACGUGAUGACGACCAAGAAGAGCGGCGAGAUUUGAUUCACAACAACAACACCUCUCGCUGGGAAUCAGCUUUUAAAGUUGAUAUUCCUGAAUUCACAAGUUCACUCAACCCUGAAGAUUUUGUUGAUUGGCUUAACAUGGUUGAGGAGAUACUCGAUUUCAAAAAAGUUCCUGACGAUAUGCGUGUCCCACUUGUCGCGACUCGCUUCAAAAACCGUGCAUCCGCUUGGUGGACUCAACUCAAGGAAUCGUGUCGUCGAUCGGGAAAACCAAAAAUAGAAACUUGGGAGCGUUUGAAGAAGCAUAUGAGACGAAACUUUCUGCCGUACAACUAUGAACGAACCCUCUACACCAAACUUCAGAAUCUUCGUCAAGGAUCUCGCUCGGUCGAAGAAUACGCCACAGACUUCUUUCAACUGAUCUCUCGUGCAACGCUCCUUGAAACAGAGGACCAGCUCGUUUCUCGCUUUAUUGGUGGCCUCCGCAACCAACUCCGACUCACGCUCCAACAAUUUAAUCCCACUUCUGUCUCCGAAACUCAUCAGAGAGCUCUUGAUUUGGAACAACAGUUUCACGACAGCUGGUCAACCUUCCUCAAUUCAGUUUUCCGAUGA